Messenger RNA from Nannospalax galili (Upper Galilee mountains blind mole rat), 1160 nucleotides. Its product is annotated as cytochrome c oxidase assembly factor 6 homolog. Gene Ontology annotation, biological process: respiratory chain complex IV assembly. The record is from RefSeq and is a predicted model, not a curated record. The transcript has 2 exons. NCBI's taxonomy places the organism in Eukaryota, Metazoa, Chordata, Mammalia, Rodentia, Spalacidae. The coding region runs from base 348 to 566 and encodes 72 amino acids. Gene Ontology annotation, cellular component: mitochondrion; respiratory chain complex IV.
UACAGCGCACACCCGGAAGUCCCGCCCUCUCCGUAUGGCGAACGGCAGCCCGGAGGGUUAAUCCGCGGCCGCCAGUUUUGCAGUAGGUGAACGGACCCCACAGGCGUCUCUGCAGAGGCAGAGCCCGACUGGGCGCCGCGCCCUCAACGUGGACUGCUGCAUGGGAGACCCGGAAGCCCGCUGGGGACCGGAAGUGGCGGCGCACGCCUGGGGACCCUCGGCACCUCAGGACGUGCGGUACGCGGCGAGACACGGCGACGGCUGUCUUUCGCCGCGUUCUCCUCGGGUCGGAGGCGGGGCGCGGCGGUCACCACUUGCCCUUCAUUCCCCCGUGUGACCCGGCGGGAAUGGCUGCCCCGUCCAUGAAGGAGAGGCAGGUGUGUUGGGGCGCCCGCGACCCGUACUGGCGGUGCCUCGACGACAACGCAGACGACGCGGCCAGCUGCCGUCAGCUGAGGAGCUUGUUCGAGGCGAGCUGCCCCCAGCAGUGGAUAAAAUAUUUUGACAAAAGAAGAGACUAUUUAAAAUUCAAGGAAAAUUUUGUUUCAGCCUUCACAGUCAACUGAGAAUUCCUAGGCUUUUCCUAAGAUUUUUACAAAGACUGAAAUUACUCUUCUCCUGGACAUUUAAAGAUGCUCUGCUGAUUCUGGGACAAUGGCAGUGUGAAUCAUGGUACACACCAGUACUUGUUCUUUCUGCAGCACUUGAUAACUAAAAUGGUCACGUUAACAAGAUCCCACCAUGCAAACUAGGAAGAACUUAAGUGGUAUUCAGUUUACUGCUUUAAUUUAGUAACACAUCUAUUUUAAGAAAAAAAAUUAAAGCCUAUUGUAAAAGUAUGUUGUUUAUCUUCUUCUUUGGAAUAAAAGCUAGGUAGUAGACAAAUUUAAUUUUCCACUAAAAAUAUCAAUAUGCAAUAAAAGAUGUCUCCACCAUGUGGUUCUGUUUCUACAGUGGUAGUGAGAUUCCUCAAAGGUCCAGACACGAGUUUCCUGGCUCGCCUGGAGAAAGAGUCCUCAGUGCCUGGGUUGCUAACUAGUUCAGUAGGACAAAAAAGAAACACAUAUAGAUUGGAAAGGAAAAAUCUGGCUUUAUUCCAAGAUAAUUAAGAAAAUGCCAAAGGAUGGACCCACACACACACCAAAAAAAAAAAAAAAAAA